This is a messenger RNA of Gloeophyllum trabeum ATCC 11539, 3708 nucleotides long. RefSeq lists its product as uncharacterized. Bases 1 to 3708 code for a protein of 1235 amino acids. Lineage: Eukaryota; Fungi; Basidiomycota; Agaricomycetes; Gloeophyllales; Gloeophyllaceae. The transcript has 11 exons. The record is from RefSeq and is a predicted model, not a curated record.
AUGCCUAGCGCGACAGCAGCAAAGUCAUGGCGUGAAAUGGCGACAAGACCCGACACGCUUCCGGAUCACUUCGACGAACGCAUUGACCCAUCCGCCAUUUUCCUUCUUCCCCACAACCCAGACACAGGCGAACCCGGUGAAGUCUUCGUGACCGCCGGAAGGUCCGACAAUGGUGCAGCAGAGGACAGCCGUGCCAAAGGUGCAAGGGCAGGAGGUUACUACGAAAGCGGGACGGGCAAGGCGUGGAAAGUGAGGGACCCGAGUACGAAGGGAUACAGAAGGCCGGGACCACCUGUAAAAAGGAAGUCGGUCGAUGUGCCGGUCAGGCUCCUUGUCCCCGAAGAACUCCCCGCUAAGCGUGUACGGCGGACGCGCUUCAGCUUACCCCUCCUUCCGUUUGAAGACGAGAUCAUAGCCGAGGACGAACGUUUUCUUCGGCGAGGUAAGGCUGCUCGGCGCAAGUCCCUCGCUCCAAGCUCCAUACGACCGAAAGACGACCCUUUUAUAAUCGGCAACAGCGACGACAACGGCGCUGAUCCUGAUGCAGUGGAACCCAAGCUGAAACGGUCACGAAAGCGCAAGAGCGAUGCAGCCGACUUUCUACCCGAGCUGAGUAGCGCAGACCCGGCCUCCGGCACCUCGCGCACACGACGCAAAUCGGACCGUGUCGAGAAGGAACCACUAAGGAAAGAUAGACGGACGAAACGUCCACUGACUCCCUGGAAGGUUGUCAAGCCGUCGAGUGAGUCUGUCCAGCCACCUUUCCGGUUUGCGACGUGCAGACCACGAAUUUGGACGUCCAGUCACACCGAACUCCUCGAAGUCUUUCCGGCUCUCUCCACAGCCACGAACGACGUCUGGUGGGACGAAACAUCGCUCCCUACCCGUCCGGUCGUCGUUCUGCGCGGUCGGGCCUGGCACGGCGACGGCGUUCGCGAUUACCAGGCGCCCGUUCCGCCAGACGAACCUCAACCUUACACUACUGUCGAGAGAACGGCUUCUCCUUUUCGGCAACCACUGGUAAUUCGGAUACCGCCUGCUCAUGCACGACAUGAGUCUCCCUCGCCCCCCUCCGCCCCUGACGAGCCGCUCUCCCUUCGUCACCGACGUCUAUUACAACAACCGGAAGGUCUCACCCCAAUGACGGAAUCAUCGAGCCCCACGCUCACGCCGGUGCCUCUCAUGCAGGAAGGUCAGGACCCCGGCGGUGCACGCGAUGAAGCCCUUGCUCGUCAUCUGGGAUAUUCACCUGACAGGGACGCCUCGCUGACGGAUACUACACCCAGCGCGUUUCUCCCACUCCCGGCGGCGGGAGCGCAAGCACACGCUUGUGUACCUGUUUUGGCCGGUAUGUCGCUCCACAGGCGUCUGGAGGCCGUCUCCCUAGGACCGCUCGACCUCUCGCGCAUGAAUCAGUCGCCGUCUGAUCCGUCUCUUCAAACAGAGGAGGGGCAAAUCCCGCCGCCUGACCGUAUCUUCACCAACGAGUUGCUAUCCUUGCCGGGGGAACAGUCUCGUUCCAUCUUCCCAUCGCUCACGACAGGCUCUCCUGAUCCCCUGCUUGUGCUUCCGCCUCUCUCCGACAGCCUGCGUCCUACCUUGAACCGUGCCAGCUCGAGCUCAAGUUCUGCGAGAGACGACUUCGUCGGCGCGUUCGGCUUCCUUGACGAGACACCUUGUGCACGGUCUUCUCCCGCAAUGGCCUUGCUGACGAGUAGGUCUCCCGAUGCCCUGCUCGAGAUCCCGCCUCCCCCGGAUAGCCUUCGUCCUCCCUUCACUCGCACUGAAUCAGGCUCCAGUCUAGCCAGAGACGACUUCGUCCGGGCGUUUAGCUUCCUUGACGAUACAACGGACACCACUAUCGCAGAUCCGCAUCCUUCGGCAGGUGACGGCAAGCCAUCGCUCCCCACCCCUCCCGCAACACCCGCCUUCAGGCUCGAGGCCGAUUCUUGUGACACGCUACUCUUCCCCUACACCAUCAACCCAGAGCAGAUGCUCGCGUCCACGAUACCGAUCCCCAGCCCGCCCAUCACGCCCAGCAACCGAGCCGCAGAGGCACCGAACCUAUCUCAGCCAGCCGAGUCCAGCAAUACAGAAGAGGAACUGGAGUGCCCCGAUGAAAUACGUGCGUUGAUGCGUGCGAAGUCGGAGGGUGUGACGGUGGUGCUGAUCGCCGAGCGUGAGUGGCUUGGGCUCCCUGCUGAUGCCGCGGGGAAGGAAUGGGGAUGCUCUAUGUUGGGCUACUUUGCGGUCUCUGAGUAUUCGCGCGGAGUCCUUUCACCUCCCCCCGAGGAGCAGAGACUAAACGCCAAAUGUAUCCGCUGGACGUUCAGGUUCGAAUGGGCUCCAGACGGUGAUACGAUAUUGCUCGCUGGGGACGAUGCGUAUGACGCCUUCUUCAAUGCUCCGCCGUCUUCUCCAUGGUGGAACACCGCGCUCCCCGUGGCCCCGCGUCUACCUCCUGAAGAACUGGAAGAGGGCGAGAUUGAGAUGCCCGACGAUGCGCAAGGGGGUAUUAUGGAUACGUACGAGUGCUCCGUCCUACAGGAUGUAGUCAGCCGUUCCGCGCUAGGAUACGGAGCUGCGGACGACCCGCCGAUGGCUGGGUGGUAUUGCCGAGCGUGCGGGAAGCUGAAUUUGACCCGCUGGCUAAGACACCAAGAGUGCGAUAACUGUCCCGUACCGGACGUCCCACAAUCAGGUUUCGCCGUCUGCGUGGACUCGAUCCGUACCCACAUCCGCGCGGGCGACACCACGAUAUACGACCGCUCUCUCAAGUGGCGGAAGAGGGCCCAUGCGGGCGGCGCCACGCUACAAACCAUCGAGUUCCCACUGCUCCCCGACGGACUUGUGAACGCCAAAGGCAAGGGGAAGGAGACGUUCGGAGUGCUGAAAUACCUCAACCUGAAUAAUAGGCGGGAGCUGCAGCGCGAAGCGUCCGAAGCGUUCCUGGGGGUACAGGCGGAUGCGAGGAUGGCGAAGUGGGUAGACGGCGCGCACGGGCGUCGGCUCGGAUAUCACAACGCGUGGCGGUACCUUGCAGGGCGCGGACAUGUCCCGCACGACGGCGAGGUCGUUACAAAUUGGAACGACGUCCCCGAGAGUAUUCAUACGUUGAAGUGUAUCAUGCUCGAUAGGUGCCGAGCGAGCGGCGAGCCGACAGCGCGAAUCGACCAGCUGAGCGUGCUCGUCUGGAUGGGCAGUGGGCGGCGCAGCGGAAUCAAGUUUCCGAAGAGGGACCGGCCGACUGUCAUCCUCUGCCUCGGGAAUGACUUGACGAUCGACGUCUUUCCUCAGGGCAGGGGACGGAACGCGAUUGCGGCCGCGGUGCAGGAAGAGCGCUCGGCAGGGCCCGAGUUGGCGACUGAAGUGCAGGCGGAUACGGCGGGCGAUACUGUGAACCUGUCGCAGAUGGAGAUAGUUCCUGAGAGAGAGCGCGAGAUGCGGCUGAUAGAGGGCAGCGAAGACGCUCUCAUGCCUCCUCCUCCAGCGCCUGCUGUUGUGCCUGCCACCGCCAGCCGUCCCGCUCCAGGAAAGAAGACUGCGCAAAAGAAGGAUCCGUCAGUGCUCGUCACGCUUGCUCACGGGGACGCGCUCGUAUUGGCUGGCUGCGACUUUGAGGACAUCUCGGAGGCAGCCAAUGAAUUGUGGCAGCCGCAGUGGACCAAUGCGAGUCCACAAGUCCCCGGGCCGGGCGUAGGGGACUAG